AUGCCCCUUCCAAAGGGGCCGUUCACUGACCAAGUGGUGAUUAUCACGGGUUCAAAUUGUGGUAUAGGGCUGGAAGCUGCCCGUCAUUACGUUCAACUGAACGCCAAAAAAGUCAUCCUUGCCGUUAGAAACUUAGCAGCCGGAAAUGACGCCAAAAAAUCUAUUGAAGAAACAACAAAACGCUUAGACGUUGUUGAAGUAUGGGAUCUCGAUAUGUCAACCUCUGCUUCUGUUCAAGCGUUCGUCCAGAGAGUCAAGACAGAGCUGCCUCGACUUGAUGUUGCGGCAUUAAACGCAGGGGUGGCCACCAUCGAAUGGACUGUCUCCCCGGACGGCUUUGAGCAGACGCUUCAAGUCAACGUCAUCUCCACUGCUCUUCUCGCUGUACUUCUCCUACCCAAGCUUUAUGCUACUGCUGAUGAAUAUGGCGUAACGCCCCGACUCUCCAUCACGUCUUCGGGGAUUCAUGAGGUUUUGCCGCUGCCUGAAGUGCCGCAAGACGAAAAUGUGAUCCAGUGGCUCAACACUGAGAAGCACUUUGAUACCAAACUUGGCUAUUAUCAGGUCUCCAAGCUGCUCGAGGUGUUUUACUUUCAGGAGCUCGCCAAGCAUAUCAAGGAAAGAGAAGCUGGCAAACCCAAAGUCAUCCUGAACAUGAUCGAUCCUGGUCUCUGUCAUUCUAACCUGCUUAGACAUCGUGAUUCGCUGAUGUUCAGAGUGAUUAAGUUUCUCCUUGCAAGAUCAUCUGAGGUUGGCUCGAGAACGAUCGUCAAUGCCAGUGAAAAUGAUAAUUUUGAGACGCACGGGAAAUACCUCAGCAACUGUGUCGUGUUUCCUACUGCAGAGCAUGUGAGAAGCGACAAAGGCAAGGAGGCACAAGUGAAGAUUUGGAACGAGAUGCAUGAUAUUCUGUACAAGAUCAAUCCCGAGACAGCUGCCAUUGUCGAUGGACAGUAG
Umbelopsis ramanniana AG is the source of this 957-nucleotide messenger RNA. RefSeq lists its product as uncharacterized. The transcript has 2 exons. Lineage: Eukaryota; Fungi; Mucoromycota; Umbelopsidomycetes; Umbelopsidales; Umbelopsidaceae. The coding region runs from base 1 to 957 and encodes 318 amino acids. The record is from RefSeq and is a predicted model, not a curated record.